Hermetia illucens (black soldier fly) is the source of this 5849-nucleotide messenger RNA. RefSeq lists its product as uncharacterized. Lineage: Eukaryota; Metazoa; Arthropoda; Insecta; Diptera; Stratiomyidae. The transcript has 7 exons. The coding region runs from base 529 to 5604 and encodes 1691 amino acids. Gene Ontology annotation, molecular function: ubiquitin binding; ubiquitin-protein transferase activity. Gene Ontology annotation, biological process: proteasome-mediated ubiquitin-dependent protein catabolic process; protein linear polyubiquitination. The record is from RefSeq and is a predicted model, not a curated record. Gene Ontology annotation, cellular component: LUBAC complex.
UAACACAACCUCGUGAAUGCCAUGCACAUACAUCUCGGGUUCAAGUAGUCGCAGUUUCAGUUCUGGAUCUCAUCCCAUCCCAUCCCAUCGAUCAGUUUCGCUAGUUUUCCGGGCGUGAAAUUCUCAUAUGAUCCAUAUAUCCAUAGAUCGGUGCAUUUUUGCAAUACUUAGUAUGUAGGGUGUGAGUGGCUGACGGAUCAUAUUGGUGAAAAAAUGAGGAUGACUCGAAGUUAAAGCACCUACGCGGAAGUGACGAGGACUGAUUAACGCCUGCAGAUCACCUCUCCAAAUCCACGAGUGAUAGUGCAAUAACUUGUUACACAGGUGCUAAUGCAACCUCCGUUGAAGUAGUGCUUCGGUGCAACUGCAGUAGUUCAGGUGGUGCGCGAACCUUUGUUGUCGGCUAGACUGCCUGCAAGUGAAAAGUGGUGCUCAGUUCUCGCACAGAAGGAGUUACUCAACUGCAUAAAGCAAAGAUUUGAUGGAGUUGCUGAAAGUAAAGACAUUGAGAAUUAUGGAUUCGAGACUAUGAAUAAAACUAAUGGAUUUAGAGAAAAAGCGGGUGCCAGCACUUCGCUCUAUAAUAAAGAGCACAUUAAAUCAAAUCAACGAGGCUCAACUUCGGGUCUUUCAUUUUUAAAGUGGUUUAAGAAAACCGAAAAAUCAUCCGUCGAUUCGAGAUGUUCUACCAAAUCCAUAGAUCGUAACUUUCAUCGUCCCAAGCAUCAUCGUAACAAUAGUCAUGAUACGCUCAGCCCAUCAUCUAGUCCUAAUCUUGAAUAUUUAUCGCCAAGUUCAAGCUGUGAUAGUAUAGACAGUACAUCGACAACGGGGUUUGCUUUUAUAAAACCAAAUAAUUACAGACCACCCAAUGAUAUAGCUCGAAGGACAUUUUUCACUCAAGAGUUCGAUGAAACUAUUUCAUGCAGAACAGCAAAUACAGCUCAACCAGAGUUAACUCUCAGAAGGAAGUAUUGUCUAUAUGAUGCUGACACGCUCACUUCAACUGAAGGAGAUUAUGACAAUAUUCGUUUCGGAGAUAGAAGUCUUCCACAUUUAAGAAACAAAUCGAAAGGAGAUCAAAGAACUUUACGACAAAGACGUAGGACCAGACGAACCGUCAGUGAUAGCUCCAAAGAUAAAAGGUCUGGUGCUUAUGUUCAUGUUAAAGGAAAACGAAAAGCUCCGCCACCGCCAUCACACUUAACCAAUGGAACUACUAGCAAAGAAAGUCCAAGCAAAUCACUAAAUACAUUGGGUCGAAAGAAGCGGAAAGCUCCUCCUCCACCAAAUUCACCAGCAACACCACUUUCAACCAAUUCUCCGAAUCAAUCUUUCCAAUUAGGCGAUUCAGUGAACGACAUGGAUUUGAAGGCAUUGAUCAGAAAUUCAACCCCAAAUCCUCGGGUAACAGAAAGUUCAGAUGUAGUGAUCAUGCGACAUUCGACACCGCUACCCUCUCGUGAAAAGGAAGAUCUUUCUGCAGCCCAAAAGCUUACUGAACAGCAAAAACAAAUCGUCUUAGACAACAUCGUUAAAGUUACCCAAUCUGCAUCUUCUAGUGAAGUUGAAAUCAACGCGGCACCACCUCAAUCGCCGAUUUCCCCAAGACCAUGGUAUAAACGGCCAAUAUCAAGUCACCGGGAUAGCUCUGUUCCAUUCAAGCGUGAAAUUGUUCUGAAAACUAUGGAGAAACGUAAAAGUAAGCAAAAAGAAAAAACCCCUAAGCCGGAAAAAUCAUCUGAAGUGAAUCAUUCACGGUCAUCACUCUUUGAAGCCUCUUCUAAGCUCAGUCUUUUCUUACGUGGAAAGGAUCAUACGGAAAAGGACAAAGAGAAACGACGAUCAGGAAUCGGCAUACCCAACAUUAGUGAGUUGGACCGAGAAGCUGCUGAGAUAGUAAACCGAGAAUAUGCUUGCGCUCAGGCAGCCGAGAAGUCUGAAACUGAAAAAUUCUUUUCUAAGUCUGAUCAUAUAACACUGCAGCAGGAAAUGUUCGGUUCCAAAUCCAAUAUUAACUCGAGUAAAGAAGAAGCAAAGGAAGAAGAACAGGAGGAAGUGAUACAAUCGACCAAAGACUUGAUUUCGAAAUUUGAAGCAUCUGCCAAUGGACCUCGCAUUACUCUAAAUACAUCAUUCAUUGGACGGAAGGAUAAUUUCAUCAAACAAAGUAGUAAGGACGGUGCUACUGAGACAAAACUAGAAACUUCUCAGAAUGAUAUUGAAACGGAAAAGACGGAAGUGUCAUCUUCACAGCAAAAAGAUAAUAUUGAGAAUGCUGUUUCCGAGAAAGGAGAAGCAGUCCUAAGACCUAAGCUCUCCUCGGAUAUAAAUCCAAUCAGGAUGUCAUGGACCUGCGGUUUCUGUACGUUAGAAAAUCCCGGUUGGCGAAUAAUUUGUGAAGUUUGCGAGCAUAUCAAGCCGUAUGAGAAGCGAACUAGUAUAGAAGAAGUUAAUCAAAAUAUCAAGGCGGCUGUUGCGAUCCCUACGAAAGAAGAAAACCUCAAUAAUAAUUUGAAUAGUCAAGUCAAUAAAACCGAACAGACCACUAACUGGGAUAAGAAAACUGAGAAAGUUUUGAAGUAUUUUAUGCCGAAAGCGGGAAAUAAUCCUCUCGCUAAAUCGUCCUCUGAAUCAUCAGUCGGAAAGCAUCAACUUUUCCGAAAAUCUCCAUCACCAAAUAAACCUCCCACUGGAUCACCUCAACUUGGCGUACGAAGUAAGCUAGCUAGGGUCAAUCAAACGGAUAAUAUGAAGCCUAUUGGAUUCACAAGUGGAUUCAAAUCGACGGGUACAAUACCCGAGGAAAAAGAGGGUAUGACUCCCUCUGAUGAAAAAAAGAAACCUCUAUUGGACAGCUCUGUAGUAGUCACAACCGUAACUCCUGUUUUUUACGCACGGACAACACUAGUCAAAAAUCCACAAGUGGCCACUCUUAGUGAAACCGAAAAAUUGCCUGCGAAAGGAGAAACAAGUAUCGAAGAAAAAGCAAUUCCUGAAUCUAAUGGCAAAACUGAAACCAGACAAGCUACGCAAAUUGAUCUCAAUGCUGAAGCAAUAGCACUUUCAAAAGAGGAAUCUACAGUUGAAACUACUACAUCUAUUAUUGAGCCAAAAAUUGAUGUUAAAGAAGUUAGAAAAGCACGCUUAGCCAAGUUUUCUGUUUCACAAGAGCCUGCAGUCUCUACCCAACCUAUUCCCAUAUAUGAUCAUAAUUCACUGGAACGAGAAAAGAAGCGCCUUCGAGAUAUGAUUCAAGCAAUGAAUGCAAAAGCUCUUGCUGAAAAAUAUCCUGCUUCGACUAACAAGAAACCACCGACCAUUGAAGAAGACCAAUCACAGACAACGACAACAGCUUCCACUACUAACAAUACAUCCACCGAAGCUACUAAUUCCCCUAACACUGAGAUGAAACCAACCCCACCCAACGAUCAAGCAAAAUUAGGAGCAAUUAAAAAGGUUUUCGCGAAAAAUCGAAACUCUGACGCACCUAAAAAGCUGUCAGAUGUUGACCUGGCCAAACCGAAAAAAGUAUCAACUUCUGCGCAAACCACUGGAGUUGUUAAGAAGUCUCUUACUCCUGAAGAUACAGACAAGCAGGGUUUGAAUAUCUAUGCUAACAUCCCCAUCUACGAAAAUAGUCCUCUAGAGAAAUUUGAUAAAAAUAUUAGACUAACAGAGAACGAUAGAGCAAAAAUGCAGGAGAUUUCACAGCAGUUGACCUCUGAGCAAGGAAUAAAUGAUUUCAAAGCAUCCCUACGAAAUCCACCGAAAGGCAUCAGUGCUACAGACACUAUUGCAUUGAGUAAGAUAAUGCGUAAUUUGGAGACGGCCAUCGCUGAAGGACAACAUGAAUUAGCUGCUCAAAUCGCUAUUGAUUUAGCGAGGAUGAAGGUUUCAUUGCAUGUUACUAAGCAGAAGGACCGGCCUGUUUCGCGAACGGACGCCGAUUUUGAGAAAAGUAUCAUAGUUGAUAUGUUCGUUGAAGAUAAAUACUCGCAAAAAGGUCCAAUACAAAUUGCAAUAACUCCACUUCUAACCAUCCUACAACUGAAACAAAAGAUUGCUACCGAUUUUGAUAUUCCAGUUGGUGUUCAGCGAUGGUCCAUCAAUGAUGAUCUUGCAAUGGACGACGAAAAAACUCUACUUGAAUUUGGUGUUAAAGACCAUACCCCGACAUUCUAUCUUUAUAUUGUUGCCCCUGAUGUCCAUUUCUAUGAAGUUAAAAAGUCAAAUGUUGAUAGUAAACCGUUACUUCCCAAGGUUAAUCAGCAGAAAGUCGAAACUCCCCCGAAGAUUGAAAGCCCAUCAAAAGUGGCAAAUGUACGCAAAACUAACAGCCCAACGAAAAAUGAAGUACAAGAAACGACUGAAUUGGGCGCAACAGCUCUUCCUGAAGCUGUUGUUGAGAAGCAGGCUCCUCCAACAACUUGGCAGUGCAACUUGUGUACCCUCAUAAACCCCAUAGAGCAUACAGCAUGCCUAGCUUGUACAAAGCCCAGACCAAAAGACCAACAACAACCAGAGCAACCAAUCAAGAAACCUGUAGUUCAGUUAAGACCAGCUGAGAAAAAGAAUGACCUUAACAAAACCAGUCCAAAUCGAAAAUCGACGGAUGUGUUCAAUAUUGUCGAUAUUAAAAUUGAUAUAAAAAAGACGGUCACCGACCAAAUCAAACCCAUACCAAAUGCUGAUAGUCCAAAUAUCUCAAAAACCAAAUAUCGAGGAGUCGAUAAUUUCAAUCCCAACCGGAAGAAAGGAGAAGCUCCUAAACCAGGUGCCCUGAAUAAAACUGGGAGAAAAUCGACGGUAGCACCGAGUCCACCAAAGAAAGCGGAACAGAACAAGAACCACUACUUAGAACUUUUAAGCUUAGACAACGCUGAUGUUGUACCAAACAUCGAAGCAUUCGAAUGUCCUAUUUGCUUCAUGAAUUUCGAGACUGGGCAAGGUGUCAUACUACGCGAUUGUUUGCACACUUUCUGUAAGGAAUGCCUUGCCCAUACGGUCCAGUACAGUGAAGAUGCAGAAAUUAAAUGUCCUUACAUGGAUACCGAAUAUAGUUGUGAUAGCGUUCUUCAAGAGCGAGAGGUUCGAGCGUUAGUCAGUAAGGAAAUAUAUGAAUUGCAUUUAGUCAAAUCAAUGAGAAUGGCAGAACAUCAGAUUGACAACGCGUUCCAUUGCAAAACGCCUAACUGUCGAGGAUGGUGUAUUUAUGAGGAUAACGUGAACCAGUUCAAAUGUCCUGUUUGUACGAUCACAAAUUGCCUUACUUGUCGGGUCAUUCACGACGGUCUCACUUGCAAACAGUAUCAGGAUAGACUUAACAGUGAUUGCGAUAGCAAUGCCGAUGCAAAGCAAACCAAAGAGAUGCUGGAACAGAUGCUGAAGAAUGGAGAGGCAAUGAAUUGUCCAACGUGCCAGGUCGUCAUGAUGAAAAAAUGGGGAUGUGAUUGGCUGAAAUGUUCCAUGUGUAAGACUGAAAUCUGCUGGGUUACCCGUGGUCCUCGUUGGGGUCCUGGUGGGAAAGGUGAUACAUCGGCCGGUUGCAGAUGUGGUGUUGAUAAUGUCAAGUGCCAUCCAAAGUGUAAUUACUGCCAUUAGAUUUUUAAAAUUGAUUUGAAAAAUGAGUGCGUUACAUUUACGGUAAUAGAAAAACUACUGUGUGCGGAGUCUGUAUUUUAAGUUUAUACUUUAAUGUUAAAUGACCAAUAUAUUUUGAGUUUGAGUGAAAUGCAUAUUUCCAUGAAAGAUCAAAUUUCUAGAUGUUUUUGAAACUAAAAUAUAUAAAUCAUGACAAUUCAAACUAUGAACAAAACAUUGAAAGAAAUACAUGCGCUUUUAUUUAA